Molecule: messenger RNA, 1328 nt
Organism: Megalopta genalis
Lineage: Eukaryota; Metazoa; Arthropoda; Insecta; Hymenoptera; Halictidae
Source: RefSeq, a predicted model, not a curated record
AUGCGGUGGAUUGUGGUGACGCCGCCGGUGUGCCUUCAGGAAGCUCGAAGAUGCCUGAUCCGAGACUUUUGCGGAGCUUCGAAACUGCCGGACGAUCGAUUUCGUCGGCUGGCGAUACGAUACAAUCCAAAAGGAACGCAGGACCAGAGCUACGCUACGAUUUUCGCCUUAGUGGCCGAGGCGUACGACGUGCUUUCUGAUCCCUUUAGGAGGGCCAUAUACGAUCAAUUCGGGGAGGAAGGCCUUAAAAAUGGCGUGCCGAGCGCAGAAGGUUUCAUUGAACCCUACGUUUAUCACGGGGAGCCGAUGAGAACUUACAGGGAAUUCUUUGGGACCGACAAGCCUUAUGCUGAUCUACUCCAUGUACUAUCGCAGCCUUCGACUCUGCUGGAAUUUCCCGAGGGACGCGGUUUGAAGCGCAAGGAAGAGCCUCUGAUAAAAACCUUGUACCUAACCCUAUUGGAGGUCCUUAAUGGGGGAAUAAAGAAAAUGAAGAUUCAGAGAUUGGUCCUUGUGGAGGACGAUAAAUCUAGGACAGUGACGAAAGAGAAGAUCCUAACGAUACCUAUUAAACCGGGCAUCCCCAGAGGAACGAGGAUCGUCUUCCCGAAAGAGGGCGACCAGGGACCCACCAAGGUUCCCGCGGAUGUAAUCUUCAUCACGGAGGACCGGCCCCACGAGACCUUCCGAAGAGAGGGCUCUGACUUGCACAUGACGGUCGAUAUCUUUCUGCGAGAGGCACUGACCGGAACAGUGGUCACCGUCAACACCCUCGACGACAGAACCCUUCGAAUCCUAAUAACGUCUGUCAUCAAGCCAGGAUACCGGAAGUGCAUACCUAAUGAAGGACUACCGCUACCGGAAAUUCCGAACAAAAGAGGAUCUCUUGUCAUCGAGUUCAAAGUUGAAUUUCCUGUGUACAUGCCAGUGUCUAAUAAAGAUCUGGUUAAAAGAGCUUUUGAAGCGGCUGGCGAUAUCAAGGACGCGGAGUACGUCCAUCGUUUCAUAUUGGCGAAUAAAAUGCGAAUGAACGUUGACUUCGAUGUUCCGGUACGUCGGGACCCAGCUGACCUUGAAGCCGAAGAAUUGGAGCAAAUAUGUAAACACUAAUAUCAAGUUGCAUCUUACAUUACAUCUGCCACACAAAAUUUAUAUAUUGCAUUACAAUUGCCCAUUCCUGUUACUCUAUCCUUACAACUCAAUCGCCACGCUACGCUUUAGGUUACUAUUCCCGUAUGACAAACGAUAGAAAGUAUUCUAUUGCCUAUGCAAAUGUCAGAUCAGCCAUUUUGUAACAACUUACUUAUAAAUAAAAGAUUUUGUAUACC